CAGUUACUAAUUAUUUCUGUAUGUAUUUUAUGGGGACUCUUUAUUAUAUUUAUUUGCAUACAUAUUUGAGUAUUGUUAUGUAAUUUUAUUUUACGAGUAGGCUAGUGUAUAAUUAAGUAAUAUUUUUUUAUAAGUAAUACUUUUUUUGUCGAGAGCAAGGAUACCUGUUUGAGUUUCAAAUGAUUUUUUUCUGAUUGGACGAAAAUUAUAAGAUUGAACCUUUUGUCAUUGCUUCUUGAAAGAAUCAUUAUGUGCCUUAGCUGUACUUUGUACUUUGUACUUUGGUUGCUCUCGUAUUCGACAGAAUGCUUGAUGGCUGUGUUAGAAAAAAUGGGAAAGGUUGAAGAACUACAAAUUCGUGUCAGAAGAGUCAAAGAAAUGUUCCUCUCAGGAAAUAUUAAAAAACAGAUCGAAGCAGCUAAAACAUCUCUGAAUUUAUUGAAUGACGACAUUAACAUAGGAGAUUAUUUUCUGCAAGAGGAUGUCGUAGCUACGAUGGCAGAAGCCAUGGCUAAAAUGCAUAACGAAUUACUGAAGUUGAUAAUGCAGUGCUUGGAAAUACUGGCGACACGGUCCAAGUUCUACAGCGACAAACAUGCUACUUACAUCACAGACUGUCUGCUUCGUACGCUUGCGUCUUACAUAAAACGAAAAGCUUACGUUGAUACGUUUCACGUGGCCAUGAAGUUACUAUCAAACAUCUUGGUGAGUUUCGGCAAGUGGUCGGGCCACGCGACGCUGGACACGUGCGUCAGCGUGGAGAGACUCCUGCUGGUGGUGACGCAGACGCUGCAGAACCCGCCCGAGGCAGACGGCGGCGCGGUGCUGCUCAGCUCCGGCAGCUUGCUCGGCAGCCUGGUCGGCGGCGAGCUGCCUGCGUCCCUGGGCCGGACGGUGCUGCCGACCGUCGACGCCUCCUUGCAGCGCCUGCUGGGGCUGCUGCCCGACUGCCUGGAGCUCUCGUCCGAGACCUCAGACGUCGCGCUUAGGGUGACCCUCGUCGUCAGCGACAUUUUCUCUUCUACGCUCAGAAUGUUUUCUAGCAAGCAGUUUAGUGACUCAGAAGUUGAGGAAAUAAUAAAAAAAUUUCAUAGUUAUGUCUUGAGAUCAUCUUCCAUCAUUCUGGCAGUACCAAUGAAGAUAGACAAUGCUGAAUUGUUUACUAGCUACACACAAAUGUUGACUGCAAUGUAUGACAACUCUUCUGAUCAGCUGUGUCACAUCAGGGUAACAAAUGUUCUUGCCAGCCAGUCUUUCUUGAGAUACUUGUUUGAUGUGUCAUAUUGGGCUUCAGAAAUUAAUGAUGAACAGUUGAAGAAAACGAGCCUCGUGGUACUAGGCGACAUGCUGUACAUAUUGUCCAAUACUUAUCUUCCCAAAGUUGACGAGCCGAAGAAGUUGAAAGAAAUUCUCAUGCAUGGUCUUAAACAGAUGUUCUAUAACCCUGCACAGCUGAAGAAAGAUAUUAUACAUUUCUCUUUGUACUAUACCAUUAUGAUAUAUCUCUACUUCCUGAUACUUUGUUUUUUCAGAAACCCUUUUAUCGCAGCCCUGUCACAACACCUCCUUGCCUACCGUUUUGAGUUGCGUUUCAACACUAAGCUGUCAGUCAAAGCAUUGUGGCUCAUUGUUGCUGCCCUGUGCCUGACCCCGACUGGAGACUUCCUGGUGGAGCGGAGCAGCCAGCGCAGCGUACAGCUGAUAGAGCAGCUGGAGGCGAGCGGCAGGUCCGGCGAGUUCUUCCAGGAGGUGUACACACACCACCCCGCCCUGCUGGCCUGGGUCUUCUGCUGCGUCCGAGCGCCCGGCUGGCUGCAGAUGAGAGUGAUUACUACGUGGCUUGUGUCUGAUGAUUACAACAAUGGCAUCAUUUUGAAACUGCUUACUCGCUUUCCUGUGGUUGGCUGUUUUUUGACUUAUAUUACUGUGACAUUUUUCUUUCAGAUUACUACGUGGCUUGUGUCUGAUGAUUACAACAAUGGCAUCAUUUUGAAACUGCUUACUCGCUUUCCUGUGGUUGGCUGUUUUUUGACUUAUAUUACUGUGACAUUUUUCUUUCAGAUUACUACGUGGCUUGUGUCUGAUGAUUACAACAAUGGCAUCAUUUUGAAACUGCUUACUCGCUUUCCUGUGGUUGGCUGUUUUUUGACUUAUAUUACUGUGACAUUUUUCUUUCAGAUUACUACGUGGCUUGUGUCUGAUGAUUACAACAAUGGCAUCAUUUUGAAACUGCUUACUCGCUUUCCUGUGGUUGGCUGUUUUUUGACUUAUAUUACUGUGACAUUUUUCUUUCAGAUUACUACGUGGCUUGUGUCUGAUGAUUACAACAAUGGCAUCAUUUUGAAACUGCUUACUCGCUUUCCUGUGGUUGGCUGUUUUUUGCUGGACAUCAUCGUCCAGUCGGACAACAAGACUGCAGAGAGGGCCAUGAAGAUCAUCCAGCAGUGCCUGGUCAGCUCCAAGGUGGGCGAACAGGUGCUUGUCAGCUUGUGGAACAGCCUCCCCACAGCCCUCAGCUGCUUCAACAGCAUGUCAGUCCCAAACGCGGGCAUCCUGAUGAGCUUGGCUUGCCAAGGCAUACCGGACGUGGUGAACACCAGCAGCUUCGUGCAGGUCGCUUGGAAUCUGACGAGGGUGCUGCCGCAGUACGACAGCUCGAUACACUUCUAUGGCGAGGGCUUCCGUCUGUCGUCGCUGAUCCUGAAUACCGCUCAGAAGCUGCAAGAUAAGAGAGUGCCGUGCAUGUACCUGGGCAACGCGUGCUUCCUGGAGACAAUCCAGCGCGCAGUGAUGUCGGAGAGCUCGUACCUCGUGCCGCUCGCGCUGCAGCUCCUCGCCAGCCUGCUGGCAUGCCAGUCGGCUCUGCAGGUGCAGUGCCGUACCAAUGUGGUCCUGGAUGGUAGUUACCUGUUGGCAAUACUGUCGAGUCAUUCGUGGAGCGUAGUUUCAGUAUCGCAGUUCGUAAAUGCUGCAUUAAGCAGCGAGAUAGACCAUCCUUGUGCAAAGAUUGCAGACUGCAGUGAAGGCUCCUCACUCUCACCAGAUUUCAUCAAGACUCUGUACUUCAAACUGCAGGGCUUCUGUGCUACCAGUCUGCCGAGCGCCCGGGCCGUGCAGUGGGGCUGCCUCGGGACCGUGCUGGAGUAUGCCUCGGCCCGCGAUGGAGCCCUGGCGUGCAGCCUGGCCACCCAGCCCUGGCACCACAAGCUGGUGCAGUUCGCCGUGCUGUCGUCCCCCGACGCGGCCCCCCACGCGCUGCAGUUCUGCCUGCGCUGGCUGCGCUGCUACCGACAGCACGUGCUGCCGCCCGGCGAGGCCCUCGCCCGCUGCAGGCGGCGCAGGUACUCCCUGGCAGCGGGGAGCAGCCUGCUGGCCCGCACCCUGGCGGGCGUCUCCGGCUGCAUCCAGGGCCGAGGCACAGACGUCCCCCCGGACCUGCCCGGCCUCGUGCAAGACCUCCAGGAGAAGAUUAUUUACAUGGAGAAAAUUAUCUGAUCAAAGUAAGUUAUGCACAAAUUGAAGAAAAAUUAAGUAUUAGCAACAUGAUCAGUGAUAGAAAUACAGUAUGUAGGUAAGUAAUCUAUAUUAAGUCAUAACUUGUAACAUUAAAUAUGAAAUAUCAUUGAAAAUGAUGAAUAGUAAUGAAGGAAUAAUGAAUUGUAACAGACCCUUCUGCCAGCAAAGUACAUAUUGCACUGUAUUUUGUUACGUUGUUUGUUUUUUCCCGGCUAACCACACAUAGAAACGUAACAAUACAAAACAAACAAUGUUCCUGAGGUUCUGCUUUAUUUGGAAAUAAAAGAGUUUAUUAAAUUAUCUUUGUUUAUUUCUUUAAAAAAAAUGUUUUUUCUCAUCGUUACAUGGCUUCAAUACACAAUUUUACAAAUGAAUUUAAUUAGAAAAACUUCGUUACUUGUACAGUUUUUGUCUUUACUUAUUCAAAUUUUAACGACGUCUUUGAAUUUUGAUAGGAUGAGGUCCAAAUACAUACCAUACCAGACAUUUUUCUGUUGAUGGUCGUUGAGUCUUGUCGCUCACAAAAAAAUAGAAUUUAUUACUGUCCCUUGGUUAGCGAUGUAACUCAAGGUACGGUCGCGCACUGACCGAAGUCCCGCGAAGUUGGGCCGUUGCCGACGCCUAGGGCCUAAAUUUCUAAUACAUUAUUCCGAAAAAAAAAAAAAAAAAUGAACUUAGUUUAAAAAAUUACGGCCUGGCCCCAGCCCCUAGGCGUUAAAUUGUCCCUUAGUGCAACUCCAUAAUAUUGUGCGAGUUGCCGACGACGCGACCGGACUGGACGACAAUCGAGCGACAACUGAGUUGGUAGACGAGAUUACCUCCCUUGUAUAGGUGAAGACAAGGGAGGCAACCCCGUGGGCCAACCGACCAAUCACAGUACAGCAUUCAUCAACAUGCCCAAAUAAGGAAUUUCGGCCGAGCGCAUCACACCACGCCAGGACUCGCCCUGAUUGGCUGACUAGUGGUAGCCUCCAGAGACCCUUCCAGACGGUCGCUACAGCUGUGCGUACAACGUGACGCGUAAAUCCCAAACACGCAUUUACAAAGUGAAAAAUAGCUUUCUGGCGCCAGAGUGUCGCGCCUGUCCGCUCUUCCUUCUGUACUUUCCAGACUAUUCUCAAAAUAUUACACUAGCAAUAUCCAAUAGAAUAUAAAAUUACCCAAAAAAUUCAAAUACAAUGUUAAAAAUUUAGUAAACAAAGUUGAAAUUCAUAUAAAAACUUUUGUUUAAAAAUGAUGUCCUGUAAAAUUAUAAUAUAUACUGCUUUAAUUACUGACAUUAAUUAUCAAAUGUCAACAUUAAUUAUUAUGAACUAGAGUUAACCCUCAAAUUAAUAAUUAAGUAUCUCAAGGAAAUAAGUAUUUUAAGGCUUUCCAUGAAAUUUAACCAAAGUAAUUAAUAACAAUUCUUAACAUAUCUGAACUGUUUUCUAUAUCAACAAAAAAAAUUAUCCUUCACCUCAAACUUAUUCUUAAUAUUAUUAUGACCCAUUUUGCAAUGCUACAAUUUGAAGUAAAAGAAAAUUAAACCAAAGAUUACCUACAUUAAAUAACAGGAGUGACACCCAUAAUAAUUUGUUACAUUUGUUUAAUGGUCUAUGCAUCAAGCUAAAGACUGCCACUGCUCAUACAAAAUGAGACGAUGGUGGUCCGAUGCUACCAAGCAAAAGAUAUCCUCUCCAAGAUACAAAUCAACAUUCAACUAACUUUUCCAAUAAUUAAAAGGCUGCUUUGAUCAGUACAUUUCUCUAUUGGGCUAUAUGCAACUACAUGUUAAAUUCUGAUCUGCUGAUAAAUGAUAAACCAGGGAAAGUUCUAAAACUGUCGUUAAAGCUCAGUUUUACUGACCCUUGCUCAUUAAAUGUGUUGUAGAUGUACAUAUAAAAAAGCUGGGAACUCAUCAAUGUUCCAGUACCUAUUAUGAACUGGGAAGCAGGGCCACCACGCGUGGAAGAUACCUAAUCGGGCCUUCCAACGGUAGUCUGGCACUGUUUUGGGUGGCUAUUUGCAGCGUCUUCCACCUUCACUUCCCCCAGAAUAACUCGUCCAUUUCGUAGCAGCUGUAGCUUCCUUGAUUAUUCGUCGGCAUUCUUCAGUUACAGCUGCCACUCACUGUUCGGUGGCCUGCUCAAGUUAAGCUAUCUGUUGUGCCAUCAGUUCAUGUUCUGCUAGACGUUGCUACUGUUGGGCCAGAUGCUGUUACAGACACUGCACUUUCCCUUUCAACUGAAUACUGGUUUCAUCCAUCUUCUUCUUUAAUUACUCUUGAGCAGCUACCAAUUUGCCUCACAUUUCAUUCUAACCCCUCUUUAUUUCUUCUUGAACUGCUACGAGUUCAUUAUGCGUAUCUUCCUAAACCCCUCUUUGUUCUUCUUCAUGUCUUCAAUCUUGGUCUUCAUGGCAUUCUUCAACUCUUCUUGGCUAUUGUCAAUUUUAUUACACAUCUCUUCUUGGUCACUCUUCAGUUCAGCCAAGAAAGCCAUUAUGUUCUUAAGUUCAUUGGCGGCCAUCUUCCUUGUCCACUUACACAAUCUGUCAAUAUCACUACUGUCCUAUUACUACACUAUAGUUUCAUCUAUGAACUAAUUUAACUUCUACUCAGUACAUUAACUUCAACACACUCAAAACUAACUCCUGUUUCUAACACCAAUUUUUAACUCAAAAAACUAAAUUCUAUUUUUUUUUUUACUUUUUUUAAAAUUAUUGUUUUUUAAUUCACUGUUAAUUAUUCAUAAAUCAUUUAAUUGGGACUAUCCCACUUUGACACCAAAUGUUACGAGUGGAGAAAACAGGUUCAUAAGGACAGCCCAAUUAAUUUUUAUACAGUUUUAAUUACUACUAAUAUAUACAUUAGUGAAGAUCGCAGGCUUUCGCGCACAUUGCUCGGAGAUGCUUGGCUUCUGGGUAACUGCUCGAUGAUGAUGGUGACUGCAAUGCGACCGAAACCUCGGUAUAUUUUCACCUUCGAUGCAGUUACAACCCAGAAGCCAAGCUACUCUAAUAUUUACAUUACCAAUUAAAUCACCACACUUAAUAUCGUCCAUUAAUUGCUAAAUAUGUGUCCAGUCCACUUUUCCACACUACUAUUGCAAAAAUUGAUUUUCAAAUAUACUGAAUUACUGUUAUUUACUCAUUUACCUAAACAGUAAAAAUAAUUUAAAUACAACUAUUACUGAUUUUAAAACAUUUUUUCUAAUAAAACUUAUGACAACUUUAUUCAAAUUCAAUAAAAACAUACUGUGCUGGCAUGAGGGUUCCGAGUUUUUCAUAUUAUAAAGACAGUGUUCGAUGAUACUGUGAUCAAUGAUAUAAAACCAAUCUAUCACUCAAUAAUAAACAAAAUAUUUAUUAUAUUUCACAAAGAUGUAAAGAUUGAUUAAAGAUUCUAUAUCUCAUCAAAA
Bacillus rossius redtenbacheri is the source of this 6917-nucleotide messenger RNA. RefSeq lists its product as uncharacterized. The record is from RefSeq and is a predicted model, not a curated record. NCBI's taxonomy places the organism in Eukaryota, Metazoa, Arthropoda, Insecta, Phasmatodea, Bacillidae. Bases 250 to 3495 code for a protein of 1081 amino acids. The transcript has 17 exons.